Messenger RNA from Lactuca sativa (garden lettuce), 1055 nucleotides. It is a transcript of the gene MAPR4, whose product is annotated as membrane-associated progesterone binding protein 4. The record is from RefSeq and is a predicted model, not a curated record. Lineage: Eukaryota; Viridiplantae; Streptophyta; Magnoliopsida; Asterales; Asteraceae. Gene Ontology annotation, cellular component: endomembrane system; membrane.
CCAUAGUCAUAUACAUCAACUACUUCCAUGGUGUUCGGAAGCGAUUCAUGGUUUUCAUCAAAUCUUUAUCAAUCUGUUCAACGCUUUUGGGCUGCUCAAAUCGCAAAAUUGUACUCCAAGGAACCAAAAAAUCGAUCUUGUUGCAAUUAGAUCCGAUCAAAAGCAGAGAGUUUUUGGAGGAAAUUGGGGUUCCGGAGCUAAAGUUGUUCUCCAAUUGAAAAGGGGAAGACUCAAAACCCCUUCAGAAUGGGGGUUUCAUCUUUCGUCGGAAUCGCCAUUACCAUCGCUCUGAUAUCUCUCCUCUUCGCUUUUUAUCCACUCACCAAUAGUCCUCCUGCAUCGCCAUCACCCCCAAGAUUGUUUACAGUAGAAGAUCUUGCUAUAUACAAUGGAACUGAUAUUGGCCUACCCAUCUUUCUUGGAAUUCUUGGGUCGGUGUUUGAUGUAACAAAAGGAAAAUCUCAUUAUGGGAAAGGAGGUGGCUACAGUCACUUUGCUGGAAGAGAUGCUUCCAGGGCAUUUGUUUCCGGAAACUUCACAGGAGACGGGCUAACUGACACUUUAGUUGGUCUAUCUAGCACUGAGGUGAAGAGUGUAGUUGAAUGGAGAGACUUUUACUCCAGGACAUACAUAUUUGUGGGGAAGUUAGUAGGUCGCUAUUAUGAUAGUGAAGGAAACCCCACAAAAUAUCUAAAAGGAGUGGAAGCAAAGGCAGCAAGAGGCGCACAACUAAUGGAGAAGCAAAAGAAGGAAGAAGAAAAAGUUCCUGGCUGCAAUUCCAAGUGGAGCCAGGACGAGGGUUCCGAGGUGUGGUGUGAUCAUGGAUACCCGAGGCUAGUUCAGCGACCAUUAGAAAUAGCAUUGACAGGUAAAAUGAGCAAACGUUGUGCAUGCUUUAAUGAAACAGAUUUAGAUCAACCGGGGUUAGAAGUUUACCAAGGAUGUGGUUAUUUAUCUAAAGUUUGUAGGCUAUGAGUGCCAUGAAACAAGGUUUUGUUAUUUAUCUAUUGUAUUAGAUGUUUAUUUUCGUUAUAGGUAAAGUUUUUUCUUAGAAA